CGCGUACCCCCUAUGCUACAGCAUACGAGAAACGCCCUUGGUUGGGCCACCUCCUCGAUUGCAAGUCAAAAGUCUCGCAUGUGGUUAAGUAGCUCGGUGGGGAUACGCCCACCCAAGGGAUGGUGACAACUCCCACGGGUGGAGUGACUCAGCCUCAGGCAAAAGCUGCGAAGAACGUGGUGGAGCAGGUGGAAGACGAUGAUGACGAUAAAGAGGAAAAACCGGUAAGGUUGACAAAAAGUCAGAGGAAGGCAAGGAACCAGGCCGCAGGUGGCCAAGGUUCCGGGAAGAAUGCAGGAGUACAAGCCGCUGCUCCGGCCCAAGUAAACGCGAAUCAGGCAAGUACAAGUGGGGCACCACCACAAGGACUAGCGCAGCUUGGACCCUGGCCAGGGGUCAUUUCUUCUGUUUGGCCGGGGUAUACUCCAUAUGGCCCAUGGCCGUUUUACAACCAAGUCGGGCCGGCCGUGGGAGGGUCGACUGCGAAUGCUGCAGGAGGAUACCCCAAUGCGCCAGCUCAAGGAGUGAACUGGCAAGGAGAGGGCCAACAGCAGCAGCAAGCACCCCCGCGUCAAGUCAACCAACCCAGUCAAGCAGGGGGUCAAGGACAAGGUCAAAACCAGGGAGGUAACGGGCAGAGCAGUCAGGGUCGAGGCAAUGGAGGUCGCGGACGGGGUAACGGUAAUGGUGGACAAGGCGGUCAAGGGGGCGGACGCGGAGGCAAUUGGAAUGGGCAAGGCGGGAAUGAUAGACCAAGGUUCGAUUGGAGAAAUGUCAUUUGUCAUCAUUGCGCCCUAAAAGGGCAUACCUUCAGGUUUUGCCAAAUUCGGAAAGUAGAUGAGGAAAAUGGUCUUAUCUCGACAAACAUGGACGGAGAUGUCUAUGAUAUGUAUGGGAAAUAUAUUGACCCUAAGAUUGCAGGUGGUAUGCGUAAGGAGGCACAACGUCGUGUCGAACUAGGUCCACCACCAUCGGCCAUGUUCCGACUUUGGCAAGAGGAAGAUGUCAGGUCAACGAUAAAAGUGGAAGAACUGGCCAAUAGUAAGUCGGAAGAGGACAUCAGGAGGGAAGAGUCAGUCGUGAUAGAAGAGGAGGAGGAAGAAGAAUCGCAUUGCCAGGGAAGGGUCAUAGAUACCAUGGAGCGAAUGGAAGACCUCGUAGAGAAGAUGCAGAGGUUGAAUUUGAAAAUGAGGUCCAUUUGCGACGAGGUGACGAAGUCGAUGGUACUAGGCUCAGAGACGGGGCCAUCAAGUGUUAAACCGGCUCGUCAGACCUUGGGGUCAACCCCGCGAUCUGGCAUUACAUUCCGACCUCCUCGAGGGCAAUCCACAUUCCCGCAAGGAGUAUGCACGAGGAGUAAGAAAGGAGAUCCCAGUAGCAGUCAGGAACCUCCGAGCGAAAGUCAGCCACGAGAGAAGGAGUCAGUUACCGACGUGGGGCACGAAGGCAAGGAGGAUGAGGAAGAUGAGCGGCUAAGGAGAGAAGAGGAAGAGCAAGCUGCUCAACGUGCAAAUAAAGGAAGCUGGAAGAUAGGCCAGAAAGAGCGGCAAAAGGAGAAGGCUCGCGGAAGCAAAAGGUACGUGAAGCGGGCGGAUAUAGUCCUCAAGGACUUCGUGAAGGAGAAUCCUUGGGGAGGAAAGGGGGUUGAGUGGAUGGCAAAGCUUGCAUUGACUGAGACCUUCCAGUUAGGAGAAGAUCCAUUGGCCAUUGAAAGUGGAGCCUACUCACUCGACACGCACGCGAAGUAUGUGGCGGAUGUCAGUUUUCUCGUCAACUCAAUUGUCCAAGUAUACGAGGAUGGAGAAGGGAGUCGAGACCCUGUGAGAGAUAUGGAAGAGGACGAGUUCGAGGAAGGAGAGAUAACGGAGGUUUUUUGCGCAGAUGAGUACGAAGGCGUAUACCAUGAAUUAGGUUUGCUUCUCUCAUGUGAGAUGAGAGAGAGAAAAGCAACUAAGAAGGUACUCAAAAUGCGACCUCGCUUUUUAGUCCGGGAUGGACACCUUUUCAUCAAAAACGAGGUUGGCAACCUGAGGCGGUUAAUCUGUGGUCGAAAUCGUCAAAUAGACGUUAUAGCUGCACUUCAUGAUGGAUCCGCAGGCGGUCACAGAGCAUUUGCCUUGACGUAUGCGAAGGCGCGUGAGCUUUACUAUUGGGAAGGAAUGAGCGAGAUGAUUCGCAAAUACUGCGAGUCGUGCGUUCCAUGUCAAAUAAGGGCGUUGUCGAGCGUAACGGCCCUCGCGUGAAAACGAGGGUCUUCCCGGCCAUGUCAUGCAGGAGUUUACCUAAAAUAUAACUUUAAGAGACAACUCGAAAACGUCGCAUAAUAUUCCGUGAACCGCCGAGACGGACGCGGUUGCUUCGCUCCUUCGCCGCUCUAGCCGGGUGCGCUUGCUAUACAUCCCACGGUCCUCUACGACAGGACAGGUUCCCGCGGGGCAUAAGCUUGCAUCCCUAAGGGGUUGUCACCACCCUUAGGGGCGUAUCCCUACCGAGCUACUGAUCCACGUGCGAAGACUUUUAUAUGCAAUCGCAGAGGUAGAUCAGCCGAGGGCGUUUGCUCGUCUCGCUGCAGUAUAGGAAUUGUUUGACUAAAAGCCGAAUGAACUCGAGCGUCGUUCGUUCCCUGGGGCGCUGAUCUCCCAAGUACGAAGCGUACGCCAGUUGACUAGGACAGUCUCAAUCAAGCGUGAAAACGACC
This is a messenger RNA of Chara braunii, 2698 nucleotides long. The record is from the annotation of a GenBank genome assembly. NCBI's taxonomy places the organism in Eukaryota, Viridiplantae, Streptophyta, Charophyceae, Charales, Characeae.